This is a messenger RNA of Phytophthora sojae, 360 nucleotides long. RefSeq lists its product as hypothetical. The coding region runs from base 1 to 360 and encodes 119 amino acids. The record is from RefSeq and is a predicted model, not a curated record. The transcript is spliced from 3 exons. NCBI's taxonomy places the organism in Eukaryota, Oomycota, Peronosporomycetes, Peronosporales, Peronosporaceae.
AUGGAGACCGUCGACUUGCUGUCAAAGGCAUGGUUUAACAAGACCUAUCUACUACUCCACCUUGACAAGCGCCAUUGGAUGCCUCAGGAGUUUCAAGUACAGCCUGGCCUGAGCGCGCUUGAAGAAACAUGCAAAUGGAUGAAGCUGUGCGAGAAAGUACGCAACAAAAACAUUGCACUUGAAGCGCCAAUCCAGGAGGAGAUCGACCAAUUCGCUGAGUUUGAGGCAGUUUACAAGGCUGGAUUCAUCGAGAAGGAUAACGCAUACGAGGUCGAGAUGAAGGCAAAGGAAGACCAGCUGGCGAACGAGAGACGGUUUAGGGAGACAUUUGGGUCUGAUUCGGAUAGCGAAGAUGCCUAA